Messenger RNA from Centruroides sculpturatus (bark scorpion), 1211 nucleotides. RefSeq names its product deoxyuridine 5'-triphosphate nucleotidohydrolase-like. Gene Ontology annotation, biological process: dUMP biosynthetic process; dUTP catabolic process. Gene Ontology annotation, molecular function: magnesium ion binding; dUTP diphosphatase activity. The coding region runs from base 1 to 624 and encodes 207 amino acids. The record is from RefSeq and is a predicted model, not a curated record. NCBI's taxonomy places the organism in Eukaryota, Metazoa, Arthropoda, Arachnida, Scorpiones, Buthidae. The transcript has a single exon.
AUGGCUUCUUCGGGAGCAGCCGGAUACGAUAUUUUUUGUACUAAAGGCUUUCAAAUAAACCCCCAUGAGCAAAAAGUAAUUUUCACCGAUAUAGCCUUGGAAAUCCCAAUGAACUGUUAUGCUAGAAUAGCUCCAAAAUCUUCUAUUUCUUUAAACAAUAUCAUGAUCAAUGCAGGAGUUAUUGACUUCGACUACCGUGGAAAUAUUGGAGUUGUUAUGUAUAAUUAUGGAUCAGAAACUAUCAUUUUCGAAAAAGGAUUGGCCAUUGCCCAAAUAAUUUUCGAACUAAUAAUGCAUCCUAGUUUAAUAGAAAAAACUGAUUCAUUAAACGCCACCGACAGAAACGAAAAAGGAUUCAGGGAAUAUAGCAAAAUUGCUUUUAAAGAUUUUGAGGAUUCUGAAGAAGAAAGUGAUAUUACUGAAAAAGAAAGCGACAUUUCUGAAAAAGAAAAUGAUGAUGAUGAAAUUACCUUAUCUCAUGAAAAAGAAGAAGAAGAUGAUUUUAACUGUGAUGAAGAUACUCAUGAUGAUUUUAACUGCAUUGAUCUAUCUCAAAAGAUAGAUUGUUGUAACGAAAUUAUUUUAUCUGAAAAAGAAGAUUUUGGAGAUUGUGGGAAAAAUUAACUUUUUUCUCAAAAAAUAAUGUACUCUAAGUAAUGUACUCAAUUAUGGAGAAAAUUAACUUUUUUCUCAAAAAAUAAUGUAAUGUACUCAAUUAUUUUUUACUUAAAUUGUAAUAUACUCAAUUAAUCGAGUUUCAAAAAAUAAUGUACUUAAGUAAUGUACUCAAUUAUGGAGAAAAUUAACUUUUUUCUCAAAAAAUAAUAUAAUGUACUCAAUUAUUUUUUUGUUAAUUUUGUUAAUAUACUCAAUUAAUAAUAUGUACUCAAAUAAUCCAAGUAUUAUGUACUCAUUUUUUACAACAUAAUAAAGCAGCAAAUAAUUUUUUAAAAAAAUGUUUGUUUUUUAUAGACAAAACACUCACCCCCAUCAACUGGGAAGCUUUCUCGUCCUCACCAAUAGAAGAAAAAACUAUUCGACAAUUUCAAAAUUAUGUUAAUUGGGAUACGAUCAGUCGAAGACACAAUUUAAGCGAAAACGUUUAUUUCAGAAUUCGCGAAGGACUUAAAUUGGGAACACAUAUGGAAAAAUUACCAUUUUUCAACCUUAUUUAUUAUGCAAAAUAUGGAAUAUGCAAAAUGGGAUUUAAU